Paecilomyces variotii is the source of this 2389-nucleotide messenger RNA. Its product is annotated as molybdopterin cofactor. The record is from RefSeq and is a predicted model, not a curated record. Bases 197 to 2389 code for a protein of 730 amino acids. Gene Ontology annotation, biological process: Mo-molybdopterin cofactor biosynthetic process. The transcript is spliced from 3 exons. Lineage: Eukaryota; Fungi; Ascomycota; Eurotiomycetes; Eurotiales; Thermoascaceae. Gene Ontology annotation, molecular function: 4 iron, 4 sulfur cluster binding; metal ion binding; cyclic pyranopterin monophosphate synthase activity.
CAUAACAGCGUUCUGGUUGCUGUUUAUCAUAAACUGACUAAGCUUGCUGAUAAGGGCGGAGCGCAGUCUAGAAUCCCCAUUCUCCCCGACUUCGCAUAUCCCUUGCUCUCUUGCCGUCUGAUUCUCGCUUCUGCCUACACCAGAGGAUGGGAGGACGAUGCAAUAGCGCCCUCAUUGACCAGGAUAUCUCUUCAAGAUGCCUGUGUCUCUUCUCCGGAGGCGAGCUGCCUCGUUGCUGCCGUCCUUGCGACGCCCAGUCCGCCAGAACCGGGUCUGGAUAGCUCGUGGCGUUCAACACUUCGCUGGUAGACGAUCCAGCACGGGCACAGCAGUUGCCUCUGAACCUCUGAAGCUACAGGAGGAACUAUCUGCCUCUCCAGAAUAUGCAUCGGUAUCUACUAACCCUCCGCAUACCUCUCCGCCACCAGUUUCGUCUUCCAGGGUAUCAGCCCUGAAGACUGCGAAGCCCUUUUCCGAAUUCUUGACGGACACCUUCAACCGUCAACAUGACUAUCUGCGGAUCAGCAUCACGGAACGGUGCAACCUUCGCUGUCUUUACUGCAUGCCAGAGGAGGGAGUGCCACUUUCACCGCCUUCUCAUCUCCUUACAACGCCGGAAAUCGUAUACCUCUCCUCCCUCUUCGUGUCGCAGGGUGUCAGCAAGAUCCGUCUGACGGGGGGCGAGCCUACGGUGCGCAAGGACAUUCUACCAUUAAUGCAGGCGAUUGGCGAUCUCAGGCGAGAUGGACUCAAGGAGCUGUGCUUGACGACUAACGGGAUCUCCCUGCACCGCAAGCUGGACGCGAUGGCGGAGGCUGGUCUGACGGGGAUCAAUCUAAGCCUGGACACUCUGGAUCCGUUCCAGUACCAGAUCAUGACGCGACGGAAGGGAUUUGAAGCUGUGAUGAAAAGCAUUGACCGGAUUCUCGACAUGAACAAGGCGGGUGCUGGCAUCAAGCUUAAAAUCAACUGUGUGGUGAUGCGCGGCUUAAAUGAUCGUGAAAUCAUUCCAUUCGUUGAGCUGGGUCGUGAUAAGCCCAUUGAGGUGCGGUUCAUCGAGUACAUGCCAUUCGACGGAAACAAAUGGAGUCAAGGCAAGAUGUUUUCCUAUCAGGAAAUGCUUGCAGUUAUCCGAAACAAGUAUCCGUCACUGGAGACGGUCAAGGGUCACAAAAACGACACGAGCAAAACAUAUCGUGUGCCUGGUUUUGAAGGCCGCGUUGGGUUCAUCACUAGCAUGACGCACAAUUUCUGCGGCACAUGCAACAGAUUACGGAUCACUUCUGAUGGGAAUCUAAAAGUCUGCUUGUUUGGGAAUGCCGAAGUGUCUCUCCGUGACUUGAUCCGGAAAGUGAAUGAUGGCCAACCCGUCGAUAACGAAGCAAUGAAAGCACUGAACCUUCUUCAAUCAGGCCGUAUGGCUUCUCGCAUCCACGACGAAGGGGGACUUGUCAAUGAGCGCGAGCGCGAGUUGCUCGAUGUCAUUGGCAUGGCCGUCAAGCGGAAGAAGGCUAAGCAUGCUGGCAUGGGCGAACUUGAGAAUAUGAGGAACCGUCCUAUGAUACUCAUUGAUGAGCUAUCGGCUCUGUCGAUAUCGUCAGUGACAAAUUCACGUCUAUCAAACACCCCGAAUUGGUCCUGGACUCGUAUGCCAGCCCACCUGUUGCCACAUGGUUCCUCGUCACUACUGCACGCCCGGUCUUACAGCAGCCGCAGCGGCCGCAGCAGUAAUUGGAAUGGCGCACCCAAUCGCGAAGCUGCCAAACCCGUGGCGUCCUUGCCUACAGUCUCGGACAUGCACCUCCCGCACCUUACGCCGUCACAGACAGUACAUAUGACCCAGAUACAAGAGAAGCCGGUCACGAAACGUCUUGCUACAGCAAGAUGCUACGUGAACUUCUCCAAUUCGCAACCAUACGAUCUUCUCAAGGAGGGAGGCGUCACCAAGAAAGGCGACGUUUUCAGUGUUGCGCGCAUCGCGGGAAUUACUGCAGCGAAGAAGACCCCAGACAUUGUCCCCCUCUGCCAUCCGAGCAUUGGUAUCACCGGCGUGGAAGUCGAUGUUAUACUGAAUCCGCCACCUCCAAGAAGGGAUCGUUCCUUUCCACAGUUAGCACACCGAUACGGCUCUAUCUCAGUCACAGCCACAGUAACCUGUCUUGGGCGCACAGGCGUCGAAAUGGAAGCCAUGACGGCCGUAAUGGGUGCCGCUUUGACAGUCUACGACAUGUUGAAGGCGGUAGAUAAGGGGAUGUCGAUUAGCAAGGUCCAACUGAUGGAGAAGAUGGGUGGUAAGAGUGGACAUUGGGUGCGAGGACAGGAUUACCUCGAUGGUCGUCCCAGUAGCUACAGCGACGAGGAAUUAGCUGAUCAAGAAGAAGAUUAUUGA